Molecule: messenger RNA, 2538 nt
Organism: Siniperca chuatsi (mandarin fish)
Lineage: Eukaryota; Metazoa; Chordata; Actinopteri; Centrarchiformes; Sinipercidae
Exons: 8
Coding region: 739-2088 (449 amino acids)
Molecular function (GO): NAD+ binding
Source: RefSeq, a predicted model, not a curated record
GAUUAAUACCUUGCUCACCUUGUUCUACCUGGUGCACAUGUGCUCCUUUAACUUUCACACUGCGACAAGGCUACAUACUAUCUGUGUUAUUAAAAGCCUUUAAUCCAAAUAUCCAAUUACACAAACUGUUUUCUAUGUGACCGUCUACAGAGAAAGCCUUAACUGAACAUUAACAGUAAGGAAUGGGGCUGUAGUAUGUACACAGUGUGUAAAGAAAAUAAAAAGGAGCUUGCUUUGGGUGUGCUGCUGAACCUAAAACAAGGCAGACCUGUUCACAGUCUCUCACGGAGCUGAAGGCUACAACAGGACAGGUUAAAAUAGUAGACAAGGUCAGAAUUUCGAAACUCUAAACAACUGAUGCUGAAAACAAAGUUUAAUAUUGAAAUAGUAUUAACAGUCCUUGUCUUCUGGACUUAAGGAAACAGUAAUAAAACAAUAAGAUGACGGUUUAAAAGAAUUAACUCCACAGCAGAAAUCACAUAAAGCUGUUACCCACAUUACUUAGCUUUUCUGACUGUUUUAAUUUGAUCUCAGACCACUGUUUUGGCUUCGUUGCAUACUGCUUUGUAGUAGUUGUAAUGUUAUUUUUGUCUUGGGAAGUCGAUGAUGCCUCGUUAAGAAGUUGUGAAAUCUGCUCAGACGAAAGCGUUAUUCAGUCAUAGCGUAAAGAUGAACAAAGGGAAGUCUUAUUUAAUACGAGUUUGGCAGCUGUCGUGACUAUUAACUGCAGGUGCAGGAAUGAACAGGUCCAGGUCCAGCUGGGAUAAAAAAGCCCCCCAGCCUCCAGUCACCAGGAUAACCCGCAGCUCCAGCUCCCAGGCUAGGCACAACGACCCGGCAGAGAGCCAGGACUCUGGGCCGGGACCGUAUGGAAAACAACGAAAAAAGCAAACGGACUCUGCUUUGGCCCAGGACCUCAGCCAGAUGAGUGUGAGCGGACAGGACGGUUUACCUUUAAGUAAAGGAAAGAUGUCCAAAGGCAGCAGUGACCCUGUGCAGGCUGGUCAGUCCUCUGGGUCCAGAUCUGAUCAGGGCAGUCCUUCUGCGUUUGCUGCCAAGUCAUCAUCCCGGGGCGGUCUGGCCUCUGUUUCUCGGCUGGUGAAGCUCGGCCGCUGUAAGAAUGUGGUGGUGGUGGCCGGAGCGGGAAUCAGCACAGCCAGCGGCAUCCCAGAUUUCAGAACUCCAGGAACAGGUCUUUACGCCAACUUGGAGAAGUACAACAUCCCUUACCCCGAAGCUAUUUUCAACAUUGACUACUUCUCAAACGACCCGCAGCCUUUCUUCUCCCUGGCCAAGGCUCUGUAUCCCGGCAGCCACCGACCCAACUACAUACACUACUUCAUCCGCAUGCUUCAUCACAAAGGCCUGCUGCUCCGAAUGUACACCCAGAACAUUGAUGGACUGGAGAAACUGUGUGGCAUCCCAGAUGACAAACUUGUAGAGGCUCACGGUAGUUUUGCCACAGCUUCCUGUCACCUGUGCUACACUGCAUACCCUGCUGAAGAGGCUAAGCAUGCCAUAAUGAAUGACAACGUCCCCAUAUGCACAUUCUGCGCUGCAACAGUCAAACCUGAUGUUGUGUUUUUUGGAGAGGACCUUCCUCAGAAGUAUUUCCUCCACACUAAAGACUUCCCCAAAGCAGACCUGCUAAUCAUUAUGGGCACAUCUUUACAGAUCGAGCCAUUUGCCAGCCUGGUGAAUACAGUGCGCUCCACUGUGCCACGUCUCCUCCUGAACCGACACGCUGUGGGUCCCUUUGAGAAGGUCCCACUGCGGAGAGGAGACCACAUGGAGCUGGGUGACCUGGAGGAUACAGUACGGAGGUUUGCUGAGAUGCUCGGCUGGAGCGAUGACAUUGAAGAGCUGAUGGGGAGCCAGGAAACACUGAGGUUCCCUACAUUGAUAAGCAGCCCUCCGUCAGUGAGCGGACAGACACCUUGCCAGAGCAGAGGUGCUUCAGAGUCUCCAGGUAGGAUGGAGACAUCCAGGCCCAGACCAGGAGCUCAAAGAGCAGCCAGCAGCGGCAGCGAAGAGACAGACUCGGAGACAGACAGCAAGAGCUCUGCAUCAUCCAGCCUGAGCAACUGACUCUGCAUGUUUCAUAAACGAUGGCACUGGAAAGGUUUGAUACAGUUUCUUCUCUCUUUAGUUCACACUAAGACUGUUCUCCUGUUAACAUGUUACUGUUCAUCUGGUUAUUUUCUGCUAGUGGCAAAAUGGUUUUUGUUGUGUGACAGUGCAUCAUUUUACUUCUUCAUCUGGGAGUCACAGUUCAUGUUCAUGCUAUGUUCAUAUGUAAAUCAAAAAACCCUAUUAAAUACAGUUUAUCAAGCUCAGCAAGCAUACUUAAAGCACUUAUUAUAGAGGGAGGGUCCAUCCAGAACACUAGUAAAUAAAUAUCUGAACCAUGUAACAAAAAUCCUAAUGUUUCUUCAGGUGUUCUUAUAUGUCCCAUGUCAGUAAACUUGUUAAUGUUUUAUAUAUAAGCACAACACUGUACUUUUAACAAUAUUUAAUAAAAGUAUUGGGUAAUUUGCA